Blumeria graminis f. sp. triticale is the source of this 2442-nucleotide messenger RNA. The record is from the annotation of a GenBank genome assembly. Lineage: Eukaryota; Fungi; Ascomycota; Leotiomycetes; Helotiales; Erysiphaceae.
AUGAGCAUCAGGAGAAAGAGCGUACAUGCAGAGUUGAAUGCCAUCUCAGAAACACCUCAGGCGACGGCGGCCAUUUCGGACACUGGAGACAGUCUACCUAGUACACAACAUGACGACCCAGCUCUCCCUGAAAAUGAAAAGCAUGAAAGCAAAGAAACAACCCAAACAUACCAAUUCGACCCAAAUCUCGUCUCACAACACCCAAAAGAAGUUGAUGAUUCAGCAAAAAGCGCUUCGAUAGAAAAUGGACCAGACGUCUCUGAGGCCACCAUUGCGGAUGACUCCCCAUAUCUAGAGGUACGCGCUGCCGUGCGAAACUUCGAUGAAGAUUUACCCGCAAGCACCAUCAGAGCUUGGACUAUUGGCCUUACAUUAACGACUCUUGGCGCCGGAAUAAACUGUCUAUUCUCCCUGCGAAACCCUUCCAUCUCUAUUACGACUUAUGCGGUGCAAUUGAUCGCCUUUCCCAUUGGUCGAGGAUGGGACCUGAUAAUGCCCGACAAAGUAUUUCAUCUUUUUGGACACCAAAUAAAUCUUAAGCCAGGAAAUUUCAACUACAAAGAACAUACAGUAAUUGUCUGUAUGGCGAAUGCUGCGUAUGCAGGUGGCGCAAUUUAUGCGACAGAUGUUUUGGUCAGCCAAAAACUUUUCUAUGGUCAGGAUUUCGGAUGGGCCUUCCAAUUACUAUUUGCAAUCUCAAAUCAGAUGAUGGGCUAUGGGCUUGCUGGAGUCUGCAGACGAUGGCUCGUCUGGCCAGCCGCAAUGAUAUGGCCCAGCGAUUUAGUAAAUUGUGUGUUGAUGUACACCUUGCAUGGUCGAAGCCUUCCAGGAAAUUUCGAGAAGACAAGCUGGACUGUAGGUAGAUAUCGAUGGUUUGUGUAUGUAAUGUGCGCAUCCUUCUUUUGGUAUUUCUUUCCCGGAUGGAUAUUUAAAGGUCUAUCUUAUUUUACGUUUGCAUGCUGGAUUGCCCCGCAAAACGUCAUUGUUAAUCAAAUGUUUGGAGGGUUGACUGGCUUGGGAUUAAUUCCCAUUACAUUUGAUUGGACUGUCAUUUCCGGAUACCUGAGUACGUUAUUCAUGAGGCCAUGGCAUGCAAUAAUGAAUACAAUGAUUGGUCUCUUGAUCUUUGUCAUUUGCCCGGCAUUAGGAAUACAUUAUUCAGGAGCCUGGAUGUCCGAUUACUUACCCAUACAGGAUUCUCGUAGCUAUGACAAUACAGCUCAGCAGUAUAAUGUCUCCCGAAUACUUAAUUCUAAACUUCAAUUUGAUGAAGCUGAAUACAAAUCCUACUCUCCGAUCUUUCUGUCGACUAACUUUGCGCUCUCAUAUGGCAAUUCUUUUGCAGCUAUAACGGCUGUCAUAGUUCAUACGAUUCUCUACGAGAGAAAGACUAUGUGGAAACAACUGAAAAUGGCCAGAAACCAGGAAGAUGAUUGUCACAUGAGAAUGAUGAAGAAGUAUAAAGAUGCACCAGACUGGUGGUAUUUGGCCACCUUUGCCGUUAUGCUUUGCCUAAGCUUCGUAGUUAUUUUAGUAUGGGAUACGCACUUUAAGUGGUGGGCUAUGAUCAUUUGUAUAAUAAUCCCCUGUGUGUUUGUAGUGCCAGUCGGAAUCAUUCUAGCGACGACAAACAUCUCAAUUGGGCUGAAUGUCCUUACCGAAUUUAUCAUUGGAUAUAUGACUCCCGGACAGCCAUUGGCUAUGAUGAUGUUCAAAAGUUACGGUUACAUCGUAAUGACCCAAGCACAAUAUUUUUUACAGGACCUAAAACUAGGGCAUUACAUGAAGGUGCCCCCAAAAACUCUAUUUUUCGCACAAGCAGUGGCAACUGUGUGGAGCUCCAUAAUUCAGAUUGUCGUAAUGAACUGGGCUCUAGAAAAUAUAGAAGGGAUUUGUUCGCCAGAUCAGAAGUCCUCCUAUACAUGCCCAGGUGGCAAUGUAUUUUUCACGGCAUCAGUAAUAUGGGGAGCAAUUGGACCUUCUCGAAUUUUUUCUAUUGGCUCUAUGUAUUCUCCACUCCUAUUGUAUUUUCUCCUAGGUGGUAUUUUACCAUUUAUCACACGUUUUAUGGCAAAAAAGUGGCCAAAAAGUAUCUUUCAAUAUAUCUCAGUGCCAGUUAUGUUUGGUGGUCUCGGUGCCAUUCCGCCGGCAACAGUUUACAAUCUCCUUUGCUGGGGAGCCGUCGGAUUCAUAUUUCAAAAGUACAUUCGUGACCGCUACAACGGUUGGUGGACACGAUAUAACUACAUAACAUCAGCAGGGCUUGACUGUGGUCUCAUUCUCUGCACACUUCUUAUCUUCUUCGCUCUACAGCUCACCAAUGCCCAGGCUCCAAAGUGGUUCGGAAACGAUAAAGUCUUUGAUAAUAUGGAUCAACAAAACAAGGCUAUCCGCAAAACUCUUGCUCCAGGUCAGAUUAUUGGCCCCUCAACUUGGGCUUAA